This is a messenger RNA of Passer montanus (Eurasian tree sparrow), 1915 nucleotides long. It is a transcript of the gene RNF152, whose product is annotated as ring finger protein 152. The transcript has 2 exons. The record is from RefSeq and is a predicted model, not a curated record. Gene Ontology annotation, molecular function: ubiquitin protein ligase activity. Gene Ontology annotation, cellular component: lysosomal membrane; lysosome. Bases 704 to 1315 code for a protein of 203 amino acids. Lineage: Eukaryota; Metazoa; Chordata; Aves; Passeriformes; Passeridae. Gene Ontology annotation, biological process: positive regulation of autophagy; negative regulation of TORC1 signaling; apoptotic process.
CUGACCUCUCUGCUUGCUGGUCAUAACUGCUGAUCCACACCUCUGAUUAUGAUUUGAGAUGUUUUGGGAAAGUAUGAGCAGUUUAUGUCAUGUAGGUGGCAAGCCCAUUCCUGACCUUGCAGAUAUACUGAUUUACAUCUGCAGAAGCAGUACUUCCACUCUGUCCUUGGGCAGAGAGCAGUCACGUGAGAGUAGGUUUAGGUUAGAUAUUAGGAAAAAAAUCUUCACUGUGAGAGUGAUGAGGUACUGAACAGGUUGCACAGAGUAGCUGUGGCUGCCCCAUCCCUGGAAGGAUUCAAGACCAGGCUGGAUGGAGCUCUGACAACCUGUUCUAGUGGAGGUGUCCUUGCCCACAGCAGGGGUGUUGGAACCAGAUGAUCUUUGAGUCUCCUCGAUGAUAUUAUGAUAAGUCUUAAUUUCUGAAUUUCUACGCAUUGGGAUUUUUCUUGUAAUAAUACUGCAGUAUUGUUAUACCUGAGGCUUUUUGGACAGAUUGGCAGAUAAAGCAGGUGCUGAAAGUUUCAGGCCGGAGGUUUUCCUGUGCUCUCCAUAGCUGCUGCUUGGUGCUGCCCUGAGGAAAGCAGCAUUGGGAAGGCGGGUGCUGCCCUGAGGAGAAGUGGUGGGAAGGCUGCUCCCCCUUGCCUACAGGGUGUCAGGGCGAGGCUCACCACAAGGCCUGCUGUGCUUCCUUGCACCGGCCGCCAUGGAGACCUUAUCCCAGGACUCUCUGCUGGAGUGCCAGAUUUGCUUCAACUACUACAGUCCCCGGCGGCGGCCCAAGCUGCUGGACUGCAAGCACACCUGCUGCUCUGUGUGCCUGCAGCAGAUGAGGACCAGCCAGAAGGACCUGCGCUGCCCCUGGUGCCGUGGCAUCACCAAGCUGCCUCCGGGGUACUCUGUGUCACAGCUGCCCGAUGACCCCGAGGUGAUCGCCGUCAUCGCGAUCCCCCACACCUCGGAGCACACCCCUGUCUUCAUCAAACUCCCCAGCAAUGGGUGCUACAUGCUGCCCUUGCCUCUCUCCAAGGAGCGGGCGCUGCUGCCGGGAGACAUUGGCUGCCGUCUCCUGCCCGGCAGCCAGCAGAAGUCCCUGACGGUGGUGACGAUCCCCGCAGAGCAGCAGCCGCUGCAGGGCGGCCUUCCCGCCGAGGCGGGAGCGGAGGAGCCGGACCGGAGAGGCGCUGUGAAAAGCUCCACCUGGUCGGGGGUGUGCACUGUCAUCCUGGUGGCCUGCGUCCUGGUCUUCCUCCUGGGCAUCGUCCUCCACAACAUGUCGUGCAUUUCCAAGCGCUUCACGGUGAUCUCCUGCGGCUGAGGCGGCGGGGGCUGUGCUCCCCCGCGGGUCAGGUUGGGUCGGGUCGGUGGUGGUGUUGAACAAGACAAUAUCGUGCAGCUUUCCCCAGUGACUGCAGGACGCUGUGCACCCAGGCAGUGGUGCCCGCCUGGCUGUGGCCCCCGGAGGGGUGGCAUCAGGCCUGUCGGCAGCCUGUGGAGAAAACCACAUCCCAUGUCUGGCAGCAGUGGCACUGAGGAGGACUGCAUGUGUCACCUCAACCAUUUAUCAAAGGGACUGCAACUUCACAGUGAUCUUUUUUUAUUGUGUUACAGGAUUAAAGACCUCUAUGUAGCUGGUUAUACUGUGAUGUAUACAGUACGGGCUCUUCUUUAAACAGAGUAUAUUAAAAUCAAAACUGCUCCACGUAGAAUUAAAUGAGAACUGGCGCACAACUGUAUGAGCUGUUCAAUACCAGUCCACACAUGCAUUAUUUUUUAAUGAGGGGAGGGAGACAGACUUGUAAAACGGAGAAAUCAUGUAGCUGGUAAAGCAUUUUAUAUGUUUUAAACAGCACAUUAAUUAAACCAAGUUACGGAGUUGUACAAUAGAUUUUAAAAGGUAGCAUUUUACAAGCAAUUA